This is a messenger RNA of Drosophila subpulchrella, 5016 nucleotides long. RefSeq names its product synapse-associated protein of 47 kDa (gene Sap47). The record is from RefSeq and is a predicted model, not a curated record. Lineage: Eukaryota; Metazoa; Arthropoda; Insecta; Diptera; Drosophilidae. The transcript has 9 exons. Gene Ontology annotation, cellular component: cytoplasm; synapse. Bases 1013 to 2638 code for a protein of 541 amino acids.
GCUGGUGCGCAGUUGUUGUUUCCACAGACGUGUCAAUUGUUUGUCUAAUUGCGCUAGAACGAAGCCAACGACGCCAAAGCACACAUGCGCAUUCCAGUGGACAAAGGAGGAAGACAACCCACCACCAGCAGCAGCAGCAGCCCCACGAAAAUCGCAGCACCAGCAACCCAGCGACGCGGAGCAGGGGGUGGACUCCACUUUUCCAGGGAGAAAGCGAGCAUACGAGAAUCGGAAUAGGAGAAUCUCGAUUCAAGCACGAGUCCCAGAGAGAAGACGAAGACGACGGUAUUUGAGCCCACGACAUUCCGCUGCUCCGUCAGUUUUCAGAGGACCUUCGAAGUGGGCAGCCGAGAAUCCAAAGUCUCCUGGCGAUAACACAAAAAAAAAAAAAAGAAAAAUUCCAGAAAAAAGCUCAAGUGGUAAUUGGCUUGCGAAUCAAAUUACUUUAGUUGUGCCAACCAGCAAAUUGCAAAAUAAUAACAAAAAAAGCUAAAAACUCGAGCGUGGCGUGUGUCCAUGUGGAAAAUCGAUCGAAUCGCAGAAUAUUUAUCGUGUAAUUGUGCCUAAAAGCCACGCAAUUCGCAGUCCGUUUUAUUGAUUUUCCCCAGCGCCAGCUGCUAUAAAAAAAAAACCUCAAUUCUUUUCCCUUCCAUUACGAUCUCUCCGCAUCUUUUGGCCAUCAACAUCAUCACCAUCGUCAUCUUGCAGCGUGCGAAAUUCAAGUUAAAUGCGAGAAUUUACAUAACGCCGAGCGUUGAAAGUGAAACUUCUGUGGUGCGAACACUGAACACUGAAAGAAAGGAAAACCCAUUACAGGAUAUUAUAUCUCUGAAAAGUUUUGGAGCGCAAGGAGAGCGGCAGAGCAGUGGAAAAGAGAGGAAACGAGAGAGCCGAGAGAGAGAGAGAGAGAGCGUUGAACGUGCGCACGUUUUCCUGGUCAGGAAACCACACCAAACACCACUAAUCCUUGAGAGAAUCAGCGGGAGCAGUAGUAGCUACCAAAGCCAUCAUCAUGUUUUCGGGCCUAACAAAUCAAUUCACCUCGCUGGUGGGCGCCGUUAAAGGAGGCGCUGGCGACGAGGAUGUGCCCGCGCCCACAGGAGAAGCGGCCGCAGCCGCUCCAGCCGCCGCCUCCACAUCCUUGGAGGCCACGGCCUCCUCUGCCGUGGAUCCGGAGGCAGCCGCUGCCGUCGGCGGUGAAGGACUCGAGGGCGAGGAAGCUGGCAAGAGACUUCCCAAAUCCGCAUCCCUGGUUGAUUCUUUAGUCACCGAAGCCACCGGAUGGUUGGGCAGCGCCAAGGGUUGGCUGGGAAACGCCUCGAUACCGUCGAUGCCAGCUAUGCCGUCGAUGCCAUCGAUGCCAGCCAUGCCAGCGAUGCCGUCGAUACCAUCGAUCCCGGGACUCCGCAAGGCCGGAGGAGCCGAAGGAGCCGAGGGCGCCGAGGGAGCUGCCGCCGGAGAGGGCGGGGUCGCCGCCAGUGGAGCCGUGAGUGGUGGCGAGGAUGACGACAAGUCGAGGUAUAUUAGCGCCACGGAGGGCGCCGAUUCGCAUCCUGCAUCGGGCGGUGGCACGCCCACCGGCGACGAGGGUCAAAUCGGACAGGGUAAGGGCGAUGAAGUCAAAAUUACCACAAAAGUAACACAGCAGGCCAAACAUUUUGGGUCCUUCUUGUCAUCGGCCAUCAGCAAGGCUGGCAGCAAAAUCAAGGAAACAGUCAAGGAUAAUACCAUUCUCGAUUCGUUUAACAAGGAGCAGGAGGCCUUCAUCAAGGGCCAGGGCGGCGUGGGCAAUGGGGCAGCUCCCUGGAUUGGGCAUGCCAAUGAGGCCAAGAUCAAGGAGGAGAUCCUGGGCCUGUCGCAGGAUCGCCGCAACUUCGUGCGCGCCCCGCCCGCCGGCGUGGACUUUGAGUUUAGCUACGACACCGCCUAUCCCACGGCCAUAGCCAUUAUGGCCGAGGACAAGGCGCUCGAGACGAUGCGAUUCGAGCUGGUGCCCAAGAUCAUCACUGAGGAGAACUUCUGGCGGAAUUACUUCUACCGCGUCUCACUGAUCAUCCAGGCCGCCGAGUUGGGCACUCUGGGCGCCGAUGGCGUGGGCCAGGCCUCCAGCGGCGAAGAUGCCAACGAAGUGGCCACCAAAGAGAGCACAUCCAAGACUGACCCUGAGCCAGCCAAGAGCGAUUCGAGCCUGAAGGCCAUUGCCGAGCAGCCGAAGGCCGUGAUAGAGCCGGAGGCCCAGGAGUCCGUGGUGGCGGCCAAGUCGGAGAAGGCUCGUGCCGGCAAAGAGCUGGGCCAGAAGAUCUCCGAAUCGGAAUUCGUUUCGGAUGACUUCCAGGCCUCCAGCGAAUCGGACUUGGCUGAGAUCCAAGACGGCAUGCGCAAACUGGGCAUCGAUAGCAUGACCCAGCAGGCCCUAGCCACGACUGAUGAGGAACAAUGGGAAAAGGAUCUGGAAGCUGAACUCAAGGACUACGAGGUGGUUGACGAAGGCGGCACUGCAGGCGGAGGACGCAGGAAAAAGGACGACACUGAGGCGGAGGAGGACGAACCGACAAUAUCAAACUUGCGCACACGCUCGACUAACAACGAUUGGGAGGAGUACGCCGAUUUAAUUGAGGAUACCGAUGAUUUAAAGUAAUUAAGAGCUUAUAUCGUAGUUUCUUCUAAGUUGGCUCUAAGUUUAUAACUAUCUUUACUUUAUCUUUCUUUCCAUUCCUUUCUACCCUUUGUUUCCUCCUUGAUUGAAUACCCUAAUAUUGUUAAACCCCAAAAUACAUGAAAACAAAUUCGAAACCACAGAACUUUGAAGUGCCUAAAGCGCACCAUGUUGGGCUAUCCAUGAGACGAGGCAGUCCCAGGGCUCUUCUAGUGCCGGUGGUCCGCAAUACCAGACAUAUCCCUGGGGCCUUGCCUUGGGCUGGCCUAUUGGAAAAGUUGGUUGAGAUACUACCCCUCCACACCCCACACUCAAUUAUUGGCCCCAGAGCAAUGCGUUCUAUUCAGUUACCUUCAGACAUGAUAUAAGACACUAAAGCAAAUGAAAACGAUUUUAUUCAACCUUAACGUUUUAACCGAAAAAGAACAAGCCAAUCCGAUCUGGUAUCCAAAUGUAUCUACUAUAUUCUCUUUUAUUUGGUUGACACACCGAGUGGCAGCGGUAGAGGGAGUCGUCGGUAUUACUUGCCAAUUGUUCAGCACACGAAAUCCGAAAUCUGGCAGUCAGUAACCUAACAAUAAGUACUUCUUAUAUAGACACACAACUAUGAAUGCAGGCUAAACGAGAAACUGGCUAAUGCUAUAGAUGCAGAUCAUAUUUCAAUAUAGUGACUAACAAUUGAGUAAACAAACAAGCUUCAAAAGGGAAAUUUUGUUAUUUAUAUUUAUAAAUAAAUUAUAUAUAAAUAUAUAUACAGAUAAAUUAAUGCAUUUGAAUUUAAUGUGUAAAAAUUAUUAUAAUAAAAGUAUAGAUAUAAAAUAUGUAAAGAUACGAGAGACACCCAAAAAUAAAGUUGAAACUUUUGAGUUGAAAAAUCCUCAAAACAAUGCUCUUUUUUAGAAACUUGCAAUUGAAAUACAAGCGAAAUAAAACCUAGUAAUUCAUUAGUUGAGAGCAAACCAAAAUAACAUUCAAAUGUAUUAUUUCUCCCUCGUUAGUUUUUAGUCAAACGAAAAUAUUGAACAUUGAAUAAAUUAUCAUUAAUUGAUGCUUAACACGUUGAAAAAUAAAUAAAAAUGCAUAUAAAUAAAAUACCAAUUGUUUAGCUCAAUUUAAGGCGCGCCAACAAGUUUUCUUUUCCGAACAUUUUUGGUUCGAAUCAAACUUCUUUAGGAUCUCUUCUAAACAACUCUCACCUUGCUGUUCCACUAACGAGACACGAAACUUCCUUGAACGAAACUAAAAACAAAAUGCCAAAACAAUAAUAUUCUGAAUUGGACUUGAGCGAUCAAGAAACUAAAAACGCAAUUAAUACAUUACAAAUAACAAAUGAAAAGUAAAUGCAAUUAUAAACAAUAAGCAGUUCAAAACCUUUGAAACAAAUAUAUACACAUAUAUAUUUAUAUAUUUCACUAGACAAAUUUUUAUGCAUAAACUAAAAACAAAACAAAUUCUAUAUUAUCAAUGUUUUUGCUCUAAAUGUCUAACUAAUUGUUAAUAAAACCAAAAUAAAAUUAUUUUCUGCAGACAAAACGUUAUAUGAGAAUGCUAUGAAUGUGUAAUUAUUUGUUAGCAGUGACGAAAUAUAUUAAAAUCAGGCGGAUGAAACGGAAAAAAGUAAAAGUUAUGACAUUAAACUGUAUAUUGUACAUUUACUUUUAAAACAAAUGAAAUGUAUUUACACGAAACGGCAUGGAAUAUGAUAAACUAAAGAAAUUUUAAAAUUUAUAUUUACUUUGUGCGUUUUUAAACAUGUUGGCGACACAAUGACAAGCAAAUUAGUGCAUAAACCGAACUAAUAAUAACAAUAAAUAUUAACAAUUAAUGAUAAAUAAUGUAAUGAUGUUGACAACAUAUGUAUUUUACAAGGCAGAACAACCCAACCCCCAGAACCCGAUCCUCACCGAAUCCCGAAUGAUAUAUCAAAGCCCCUGCAUUGACUCUCACACACAUUUUUUAUUGUCUGCAAACAGUUUAUUAUCAAACCGAACAGUAAAACAAUUAAAUUAAUGUUUAUGAGCAAAGUUUGUUGAGCAGCAUUCCAUUAAUAUAACAUUGCAAAAGGAUAUAAAUUAUAUGUAUAUGUACUAAUUAAAGUAUAUCACCCCCGAAACGGAAAACAAGAAGUAUAAUUUAGUUGUUUAACGAUUGAUAACAUUUAGACGCAAGAGGUUGCCCCGUAGCACCCUCCUCCGGAUGCAAAAAUAGUCAGCAAGAGGCAGAGACACUCCUUGAAAUGCCACAGAACAUUUUCCACUCAAUGUAAAACCAGAAGCGCAGAACGUGGAGUUUCUCUGACGAGAGCACCCUGAAAAAAAACUAAGAGCACAGCAAACGGAAAACAAAUAAAACAUUUUGUG